UACAUUGGCCACGCCUUCUCAUCAGCUGACGGCGCGCGUGACACCCUGAACUCUCGGACUUCCUACUGAACACGGGCUGCUCGUACCAAAUAAAAUGUGUUUUUAAUGAUAGGGCUGGGAUUUGGGCAGACAUGCCGUCGAAUAAGAGUGUGUCAGAUGCCCCGAUCACGCAGUUUGUGAACUGCAGGAUCCUGAAAAACCACAAACUGCAAUGGGAAGACCUGUGGGUUCGAGAGGGCAAGAUUUUAAACCCAGAGAAGCUGUUUUUCGAUGAACAGGGUUUUGCGGAUCACAGAGUGGACUGCGAGAAUAAAAUCAUUGCACCUGGAUUCAUAGAUGUGCAACUGAAUGGUGGAUAUGGCAUUGACUUCUCACAGGCCAGCAGUGACAUCAGAGGGGGUGUGGCUCUGGUGGCCAAAAAGAUUCUAGAACACGGUGUCACUUCCUUCUGCCCCACCCUCGUCACGUCUCCACCACACAUAUACCAUAAGGUUAUUCCUGAGCUCAGAGUUCAGGAUGGAGGACCUGAAGGUGCAGGAGUUUUAGGUAUUCAUCUGGAGGGCCCGUUCAUCAGUGAAGAGAAGCGAGGCGCUCACCCUCCAAAGUUCUUGCGAACCUUUCAGUCCGGUGGUGUGGCAGACCUGAUGGAGACCUACGGCCAGCUGGAAAAUGUGGCAAUGGUGACUCUGGCACCCGAACUGACCAAUAGUGCAGCUGCAAUCCAUGAGCUGUCCAGCAGGGGCAUAACAGUGUCAGUGGGACACUCGAUGGCUGAUCUCUCUCAGGCUGAGGAGGCUGUGCAGAACGGAGCCACGUUCAUUACACACUUAUUUAACGCCAUGUUGCCUUUUCAUCACAGAGACCCGGGCAUCGUGGGAUUGCUGACAAGUGAUCGUAUUCCUCCAGGUCGGACGGUUUACUACGGUAUGAUCGCAGACGGGAUUCACACUCACCCCGCAGCGCUGCGCAUCGCACACAGAGCUCAUCCCGCAGGGUUGGUGUUGGUCACUGACGCUGUAACAGCGAUGGGUCUUCCUCCUGGUCGACACACACUCGGACAGCAGCAGAUUGACAUCCAGGGGCUUCACGCUUACGUCGCAGGCACUACUACUUUGAGUGGCAGCAUCGCGACCAUGGACAUGUGUGUGAGACACUUCAGAGAGGCAUCAGGCUGUACUGUAGAAGCUGCAUUAGAGGCCGCAUCUCUGCAUCCGGCUCAGCUACUGGGCAUCAGCCACAGGAAGGGAACGCUGGAGUUUGGUGCAGAUGCAGAUUUUAUAGUACUCGACGACAUGCUGACAGUCAGGGAAACCUACAUUGCUGGACAGCAGGUCUGGAGGAAGUGACGUCAUCUGCUGGAGUAUGUUCAUCUGGGACGGUUAGAGUUUUACGCUCUUUGGACUUGCAUCACCAAAAAAGACAUAUUAAUGCAGAAAACAAACCCUAUUCCUUAUCAUUGGACUUAAAAUAGUUGAUUAAUGUCUAAAUAUAAAAGUACUACAUUUAUACGCACAAUCUUGACACUUGUGUACUGUAGCUGAAUGCAUCUUGGGGGUAUUUUAGCCAGGUUUAUUUUUAUAAAUUUUCCAUGUAUUUUGAGUAAUAACUUAUUCAAAUGUGAAAUCCACAGAUAAGAUAAUCUCAAGGGGUCCAGUUAUGUCAAUAACAAUAAUAACCUACAUGUUUUUAUGAUGUGAACCUGGGACACUUCAACUAUUUGAUUUCAACAAUGUCUAUACUGUUCAUUUUAUGUUGUCAACAUUUUAAUUGUAUUUCUUUUUCUCAGUUUAAUUAAAACUUUUCAUUUCCGGUAAAUGAUUCAUUUGUUUUGGCGAGUCCAAAUUAGGGCUGCGCAAUAUUGGAAAACCUGACAUUACAAUAUUUAAUUUUUCUGCAUUGCAUAUUGCGAUAUUGAGUAAAAGUUUAACAGCUGAAAUGAAUAGCUUUAUUUGAAAUGACAAUUUUGGAUGAUAAUAGGAUGAUUUUGUAGUGGAGCGCAUCUGCAUAAAAUGUAAUAAACCAAAUGACAAGCAAUGAUAAAUACAGUAAAGCAAAGUUAGAAAUG
Molecule: messenger RNA, 2065 nt
Organism: Danio rerio (zebrafish)
Lineage: Eukaryota; Metazoa; Chordata; Actinopteri; Cypriniformes; Danionidae
Source: RefSeq, a predicted model, not a curated record